AUAAUAUUCAGACAUGUUUUCUUUUAUCAGAACAGCUUUGAGACGAUAGAGAAAUGGCGAAAAUGAAAUCUGGAGAGAGGCUAAAUCAGAGACAGAGAAAAGGGUUCUGGUCACCUGAAGAAGAUGAGAAGCUAAGGAGCUACAUCCUCUCUCAUGGCCAUUCUUGCUGGACCGCUGUUCCCAUCAAAGCUGGGUUGCAAAGGAAUGGGAAGAGCUGCAGAUUAAGAUGGAUUAAUUACUUAAAACCAGGGUUAAAGAGGGAGAUGAUCACUGCUGAAGAAGAAGAGAUCAUCUUGACCUUUCACUCUUCCUUGGGUAGCAAGUGGUCGCGGAUUGCGAAAUACUUACCGGGAAGAACAGACAACGAGAUAAAGAAUUACUGGCAUUCUCAUUUGAAAAAAAGAUGGCUCAAGUCUCAGAGCUCACAACACACAACAUCUAUUUCCUCCUCUUCCUCUGAAUCACCUGUUGCUUGUGGAAAAAGAAACCCGGAAUCAAUGGUGUCGGAUCACGUGAUCUCCUUCCAGAGACUUCCAGAGAACAAAUCUUCAUCUUCAUCAGAAGAAAGCAACAGCAACAUCAGCUAUCCAUGUUCUUCUGGUCUUGAGAUUCCAAGGCUUUUCUUCUCUGAGUGGUUUCCUUCUUCAGAUCCCCAUAUCGAUUAUUCCUCUGAUUUGACAGACUCUAAGCACAGUCAAGCUCCAAAUAAUGAAAGAUCUGUCUCAGAUUAUGAAGAAGUGGAUGAUGGUGAUCAAUUCCAUUACAACGAAAUGUUGAUGAACGACAGCAACUGGACUCUUAACGACGUCGUGUUUGGUUCGAAGUGUCAGUAGCAGGAGCAUAAAUUUGAUAGAGAGGCAUCAGAAUAUAAUUCUUCUGGUGAUUUCUUUUCUUCACCAACAGCGACGUAAAUUACGUCU
This is a messenger RNA of Eutrema salsugineum, 920 nucleotides long. RefSeq names its product transcription factor LAF1. The transcript has 3 exons. The coding region runs from base 54 to 833 and encodes 259 amino acids. Lineage: Eukaryota; Viridiplantae; Streptophyta; Magnoliopsida; Brassicales; Brassicaceae. The record is from RefSeq and is a predicted model, not a curated record.